This is a messenger RNA of Zootermopsis nevadensis, 2331 nucleotides long. The record is from RefSeq and is a predicted model, not a curated record. NCBI's taxonomy places the organism in Eukaryota, Metazoa, Arthropoda, Insecta, Blattodea, Termopsidae.
AGGGUUUAAGGUGAACCUGGCUUUCUUCUGCGCUGCUGAGCCCCGCGGCUCAGAAGUCCCUGCUGCCUCCACCAUCAGGGCAAUGAGGAUACGUUUCACUUUGAGCCAGGAAGCCGUGUUGCUGCCUUGGACUCGUCUAAAUUGUGUGCAAGGCGAACUCAACUCCCACCGCUUUUGAAAGGCAGAGCAGUGGGAGGUGACGCGAGAAGAACUUGAUUCUUAUUAACAGCUCAAAAGGCUACAUCCGGUAUAUUUUAGGUGGUGGUGCUACAGACUUCUGUCCGGAAUGGAUGAACUUGUGGGUGUCGCCAUGGCUAGCAAUUCUAGGUUUUAAAAAUUGGGAUCGGUUUGCGUUGUUUAUUUCAGGUGCUGAUUGGAUUUGCAAAUCCGUAUCAGUUCGCGAUAUAACGAUAAAUCCGGUACAGCGAAAGAGGAACGCGAGCCUAUUACGAAAUUCUGGACUGGGCACAAACAGAAGGAGCACUAACAAAUUUGAACGAGAAAUUAUAGAGCAUUACUCAGUACGAGGAGCCGAAAUAAUAGAAAGAAACUUGUUCGUAAUCGUAAAAUUAUUACAUGAAAUUACUGUUGGCAAACAAUUCAGCCCGUUUUUGUACCGGUGAAAUGGAGGGAGGCGGCAGCAGACCGACCGCCCCCAACCAAAUUACGUUCCUUGUCGCCUGUCAACCAAGACGCAGACGCAGAGAGAGAGAGCGAGGCACAGCCGACGAUGGCACCGCCAAAGUUCCUGCCGCAGAACGAAAGUUUCCUUCAGAUACGAGAUUAUUCUCGCAGCGCGUCUACGCGGCAGCCCUUGUUGUCGGGAAACUUUCUUUUCGUACAAGUUUCUGGACAUUUGUGACAUCGGCAGAGUCGAAAAUAACUUCGUGUUCAUGUGCGUGGAAGUGUUUCUGGGAUACCGAAAUUUACAUAUAAUUUUCGCACGGCUGACAAGUUCGUAUGAAAAAGCCGCGUGUUCCUGAAACACCAGGUAAUCAGACAGUUCGAUCAAUGACCACGGAACGUGUCUGCGGCUUGGGCUCACGAUAUUAAUUGGUCUUUAGAAACUAAUUGAUUUGGUGAUAAACAAAUUUCUGCAUCACAAUCGAUACUAUUACAGUGCCUUGACUAUUGUGGAAGUUCCACAACUGCCCUGUAAGAGACUCGAAAUGGGAAUAUUUUACGCGGCAGUUCAAAACAUAAUUAAAACACGGCGCUGUGCUGUUCAACGACUGAAGGACCCCGAAUAAUGAUGUAAUGGUGAGGUCACCGGCACUGUCGACUCUUCUGAGGAAACCGCUGUGAUCGGUGGUAACGGCGACCUCUGGUGCCAUGCAAGGCAGGAUGUGCGGGUCACCGGGCGUCUUCGUGCUGCUGUGCUACAGUGCGGUGGCAGUCGCUGGCGUGACGUCAGCCAAAGUGGCGGGAUCUGGCGGCAUGGGAGGCUGGAACACCGCUCCGAACACGCAGUACCACAUACAGACCGACGAGGGACCAGAGCGGUACUUCCGCUACCAGACGAUAAGUGGGCAAUAUCGGAAGGAAAAGCGACUUCAAGACGGCACUGUCGUCGGGACCUACGGAUGGGUGGACCCGAACGGUUUCCUGAGGCUCCGGGACUACGUGGCCGACAACGCGGGUUACAGAGUCGUCCGUACGAAGAUGAUGUUCGUCGGGAAGGACAGCGGCGUGGAGAAGAACAAUCAAGUCGUGACGACGACGACACCGGCGCCUCCGCCAUCUUAUCCCGACAUUUCCUCCAACUACCUGCAGUACCCCUCAUCCACUGCAGCAAAAGAUCUUUCCAGCGGCAACGCGAACCCGUACGUGCUAGGAGGGAACGCACAGUACCCCCUGGUGUCGGCCAACAGGCGAACGUACGACGUGCCGAACUACGCCUCUGCUUCCAGUAACGUGCCGACGUAUGAUGGGAUCUCGGCGACCCACAACGGCUUCAGAUAUUAUCUGCCACGCCAGUACCAUGAAGAGGAAAACAGUGGAGCCGAGAGCAGGGCGGGCAGCUUCGGCUACAUUGACCCAUUUGGUAUCAGGAGAGUCAUAUAUUACAAUACAGCACCAGGAACUGGGUUCGUGCACAGGAAGAACAACAGAUACGUGGGCUUCAACGCAACGCCAUACGAUCCUCGAUACUGAGAAAUGAGGGCACUGCGCUUCGGUGUUCUUUCAAACCUCGGUCUGCACUGACCCUCCGACACACGCGAUGCUAGGUUGCGGAAUUAAACUUAUCUUUUUCAAAUUGAGGCCCUUCUGCUAUACUGUCGUCCGCCACAGUUUCCCACCUAACCUAAGAGACAGAUGACGUAUCAAUUU